Odontomachus brunneus is the source of this 3844-nucleotide messenger RNA. RefSeq names its product paramyosin, long form. Gene Ontology annotation, cellular component: cytoplasm; cytoskeleton; myosin complex. Gene Ontology annotation, biological process: actomyosin structure organization; peptidyl-threonine phosphorylation. Bases 294 to 2927 code for a protein of 877 amino acids. Gene Ontology annotation, molecular function: protein serine/threonine kinase activity. NCBI's taxonomy places the organism in Eukaryota, Metazoa, Arthropoda, Insecta, Hymenoptera, Formicidae. The transcript is spliced from 15 exons. The record is from RefSeq and is a predicted model, not a curated record.
CAUGAAGCGGCCGGCGCGCCAUACGAACGACGACGGGUCGCGCACUACGAGUAGGGCGCUGGUCGGCUCCGAAACCCCGAAGAAGAAGAAGAGAAAGAUCGCGGGAAGAAGGUGGCAGUGGGCUCAACCGACGACCGAGGCCGCAGCGACUUGUGACUUGACUUAGCGAACAGGAGGAUCCCUGCGAGCGGAGGGCGCCCGAACAGUGAGGAUACGCGAGGAAGAACUCGAGUCCCGCAGAGCACGAGAAGAACCGGACGACCUCGUCGAAACCGGAGACAGAGAGAAAGAAGAUGUCGUCUUCAGCGAUUGCUAAGAGCUCCAAGUACACAUACCGCUCAACGGGCGGUGCGGGCACUACCGAUGUUAACAUCGAAUAUAGCGCCGACCUGAGCGCUCUCAGCAGACUCGAGGACAAAAUCCGCCUACUGCAGGAUGACCUGGAGUCUGAGAGGGAGCUGCGUCAGAGGAUCGAACGCGAACGCGCCGACUUGAGCGUGCAAGUCAUCCAGCUGUCUGAACGUCUCGAAGAGGCCGAAGGCGGCGCCGAAUCUCAAUUCGAGAUCAACAAGAAGAGGGACAUGGAACUGGCCAAGCUGCGCAAACUACUCGAAGAUGUCCAUCUCGAGAGCGAGGAGACCGCACAUCUCCUGCGUAAGAAGCACCAAGAGGUUGUCGUUGACUUCCAGGAUCAGAUCGACCAGCUUUCGAAAGCACGCGCCAGGGCUGACAAGGAAAAGUCCAAAUUCCAGCAGGAAGUGUAUGAACUCCUCGCUCAACUCGACAAUGUCAGUAAGGAGAAGUUGAUGUCGAUAAAGACGGUAGAGAAACUAGAGAUCCAUGUAUCCGAGCUGAACGUCAAGAUCGAAGAGCUUAAUCGCACGAUUGUCGACAUCACCAGCCAUAAAACUCGGCUGUCUCAAGAGAAUAUCGAGUUGGUCAAGGAAGUGCAAGAUCUCAAGGUGAACAUUGAGAACAUCACCUACCUGAAAACGCAAAUCGUGGGUCAACUCGAAGAUGCCCGCCGUCGUCUCGAAGACGAGGAACGUCGUCGGUCGUUGAUCGAAGCUUCGUUGCAUCAGGUCGAAGUGGAGUUGGAGUCUGUCCGCGUUCAGCUGGAAGAAGAAUCUGAAGCGCGCUUGGAUAUCGAACGUCAAUUGGUCAAAGCCAAUGGAGAAGUCUCAGUAUGGAGGUCGAAAUACGAGACCGAGGCCAACGCUCGCGCCGAAGAGGUAGAAGAACUUCGUCGCAAAUACUCUGCUCGCAUCCAAGAACAGGAAGAACAAAUCGAGACUUUGCUCGUGAAGAUCAACAACCUCGAGAAACAGAAGUCACGCCUACAAUCCGAAGUGGAGGUUCUGAUCAUCGACUUGGAGAAGGCCAAUGCAACUGCACGCGAGCUACAGAAACGCGUGGAGCACCUCGAGAAGAUCAAUAUAGAAUUGAAGGCCCGCUUGGAUGAGACUAUGGCCAUGUACGAGCAAAGCCAGCGCGACCUCCGCAAUAAGCAACAAGAACUGCAACGCACGAACGCCGAACUCGACAAGACUCGCGAAAUGAAAGAUCAAUUGGCACGUGAGAACAAGAAACUCGGAGAUGAUCUCAGCGAUGCGAAGAAUCAGUUAGCCGACAUGAACCGCAGACUCCAUGAAUUGGAGCUGGAACUUCGCCGGUUAGAGAACGAACGUGAAGAAUUGGCCGCCGCCUACAAGGAAGCUGAAGCAGGACGCAAGAUCGAGGAGCAACGUUCUCAGAGAUUGUCAGCCGAAUUGAGUCAACUACGUCACGAGUACGAACGCCGCAUUGCUGAGAAGGACGAAGAAAUCGAAGCUAUUCGCAAACAGACCAGCAUCGAGAUCGAGCAGCUGAACGCUCGUGUGGUGGAGGCCGAGACGAAGCUGAAGACCGAGGUACAGCGUAUAAAGAAGAAGCUGCAGAUCCAAAUCACCGAACUCGAACUGUCCUUGGACGUUGCCAACAAAAACAACAUCGAUCUGCAGAAGACCAUUAAGAAGCAAUCGCUCACUCUGACUGAACUGCAAGCCCACUACGACGAAGUGCAACGUCAAUUGCAGGUAACCCUAGACCAACUGGGCAUCAGUCAACGUCGUCUCCAAUCGUUGACAUCCGAGCUCGAGGAAAUCCGCGGCAAUUACGAAUCCGCUCUGCGCGCGAAGAGGAUCGUCGAGCAACAAUACGAGGAGUCGGUUAGUCGCAUCAAUGAGCUGACCACCAUCAACGUGAACAUCGCUUCAUCGAGAGCUAAAAUCGAGCAGGAACUGGCAACCCUGGCUGGAGAUUACGAAGAGGUCACCAAAGAGCUGAGAGUCAGCGACGAGAGAUAUCAGCGAGUGCAAACCGAGCUCAAGCACACCGUCGAGAUCCUCCACGAGGAACAGGAACGUAUCGUCAAGAUCGAAGCUAUCAAGAAGUCGCUAGAGAUUGAAGUAAAGAACUUGUCCGUGAGACUGGAGGAGGUCGAGGCCAAUGCUAUCGUAGGCGGCAAACGCAUCAUCAGCAAGCUCGAGGCCAGGAUUCGCGACCUGGAGCUUGAGCUGGACGAAGAGAAGCGCCGACAUGCCGAGACCGUGAAGAUCCUGCGCAAGAAGGAACGCAACAUCAAGGAGGUGAUGAUCCAAGUGGAGGAGGACUCAAAGAACAUCACCCUGCUGCAGGAGGCGCUUGACAAGGCCUCCCAGAAGGUCUCCAUCUACAAGAGACAAUUGCAGGAACAAGAGGGCAUGUCUCAGCAGAGCGUCACCAGAGUCCGCCGAUUCCAAAGGGAGCUCGAGGCUGCGGAGGAUCGCGCCGACACGGCUGAGAGCAACCUGACCCUGAUCCGCGCCAAACACCGCAGCUUCGUCACCACCUCGACCGUGCCCGGUUCCCAGGUGUACCUCGUCCAGGAGACGAGGCAGGACCUGUAAAAACACCACCGCCGUCACCGCCACAACACCUUACCCUUUGCCACCACGCGAACGCCGCGUCGCCGUCUUCGCAAACGUGAUACGAGGACCAUGCGUACAAAAUAUGUGACUUUAAGAUAAUUCAAAAUUCCCCGUAUCGGUAGUUGAUACUAUCGCAAAGCAGGAUUUCUCCUGAGACGGCUGCACGAAAUUGACAAACGAGAAAAGAGAACAGGAUAAUAACAUUUUUUUUUCAUUUUUAAGAAAGGAAACGUAAAAGUUUAAUUCGGGCCUAAAUUUUUGGCGUCACAUCACGAUUGAAAAUAAAGAAAGACGCGACUUAUGAAUUAUCAUAAAGAGCCGAGGUAGACAGGGAGAGUUUCCAACGGGCCACAUGGCGUAUCAUUCUUGAGGGGUUCAAUCGGAGCAACCAGAAUACGAACAUAUUAAACCAAUUAAACGAUGUGCAGCGUCAGCUGUCACCUAACGACCCGUCGUAAAUUCGAAAUCACUUGGCCAACGAGACGCGAUACGUCGCAACGAGAACAUUUCAAAGGAAAGGGAAAUCAACGCUCAUUAUUUUUGAGAGAUUAGCGCGUGGAACAUCGGAAAACGCCGAGAUUGAGAAUCGAUCAAACAUCGCGCCCUACGAGUAAGCAGCAAAUCAGAUCCUCUCGUCCCAAUUAUGUGACUGUAAUCGAGCGUGAGGGCAGAAAAAACGCGCAGAGUGAGGAACGCGAGAAAUCGGGCAAUGGCAUCUCAGCGCCUAGCUAUAUUCGCGCGUGUCGCAAUUGUAUUUAAAUGGAUAACUUUAAUUCUAUUCUAUUACUAUAUAGAUAGGUAACUAUUGCCCAUAUACACAACUCUCACUGUACGACAUACACAAUAACCUGUGUCAACAUUAAUUUAAUAAAUAAACUGAAACGCGUACGUACGAA